AUGUCGGCCCCGACUCUGAUAUUUGCACCUGGGGCGUGGUAUCCGCCUACAGUAUUCGAUUCGAUCAUUGCCAAGCUGCCUGAGUACCGCUGCCGUACUGUUGCAUUUCCCUCCAUCCAAUCGGCGACUCGGAUUUCAGACCUCCAACCGGAUAUUGACGCUGUGCGGCGUAUAGUUGAUCAAGAAGCCGAGGAAGAUCACGACAUAAUUGUCAUUUUGCAUAGUUGGGCGGGUUUACCGGUAUCCAGCGCACUGGAAGGAUUGAGCAAAUCCGAGCGCCAGACAAAAGGACGCAAGGGUGGCAUUGUGAAGCUAUUAUUUAUUGCAGCAUUUAUUCCCAUCCUCGGUGAAAGUCUUAUUGGUGCAUUUGGCGGAACGCCUCCAUCGUGGUAUAUACGGGAUGAAUCUAAUGGUACCGUGACUGCCCACGACCCUCAUGGGUUGUUCUUCCAUGAUGUGCCCAACGGAGCAGAGUGGGCCAAAGCACUUGCGCCUCAUGCAUGGGCAACAAAGAUUGCACCUGCUGCUGGGGUCGCAUAUAUGACCAUUCCGUGUGCUUAUCUUCUCUGCAAGAACGACCGUGCGAUUCCUUUCGCGGUUCAACAGAGACUGGUAGAUCGGGCGCGCGAGGGAGGGGCCCAAUUCGAAGCCGAAGUAAUUGAAACUGGGCAUACGCCCUGGCUAGCGGCACCAGAUCAGUUUGUAGCUUACAUCAAAAAGCAUGCAAUGCCACGUGUGUGA
Molecule: messenger RNA, 741 nt
Organism: Aspergillus versicolor CBS 583.65
Lineage: Eukaryota; Fungi; Ascomycota; Eurotiomycetes; Eurotiales; Aspergillaceae
Product: alpha/beta hydrolase
Exons: 2
Coding region: 1-741 (246 amino acids)
Source: RefSeq, a predicted model, not a curated record